AGUAAUUCUACUUAAACUAAAAAAAUGUAUUUGUUUGGAAUUAUGUUUAGACUUUUUAAAAAAAAGUUUAAAGGGUUUGUGCAUUUUUUAUAAAAUUUAUACCACUUGGCUGUUAAUUAAGUCGUUUCUUUCUUUUCUUUUUUUUCUCUAUUAAUAUACAUAUCGCAGUAAUCAACGGUACCUCCAAUGAUUGGAUUGUUUAAGCUAGAUAUUACAACUUAAUGAUUAUCACUGUCAAUGUAAAAAAUAUAACGGUAAAACAAUUUACGUUUACUCCCAAUUAUUUUUUAUAGAAAUUUUGUAAAAGAUGAAGAUAUUAAUGAAUAUUCCCCCAUAUUUGACGACUUCACAACGGAGUGGAUUGGUGAUCAAGAAUUCUCGGUUGCCUCCUUUAAUGAAGGGUAAUUAAUGACACAAAUAAGAGUUGAUUUUUCCAGGAAUAAAAAGAUGGGGACUUACACUUGAUAUAUUAAUUAAUGUUGUAGAGAUUUUAGCAUGGGUAAGGAGGGCAGAAAGAGAAAGCUAGAAGUGGACUUUUCCUGUGAAGGACAAAGUCAGGCAAAGAAACCGAGAUUGAGCGAGGAGAACCUUAUCCUCUCCACAUUCAGAGAGAAUUUUCUGGAAAAAUUCCAAAAAUUCGAGCUGAAGAUGAUAACCUCCUCUGAAUCCUCUUUGAAACCCUCUGAUGAAACUCCGAACUCCCAACCCUCUGAUGAAACUCCGAACUCCCAACCCUCUGAUGAAACUCCGAACGUCCAACCAACAGAUAACUCGACCAUCUCAACCCCCAAACCCACAGAUGAGGAUUCGAUUGAUCAGUACUCCCCCCAGUCUCCUGAUUUAUUUAUUCCAGCUCCUACAGCGCAAUAUGUAUUACAACCGGAGCUUUUAGCAUUAGCUGAAUUGGUCGACUCCAUGAGAGUCGACCUUUUACAAACAUCCACUUUAGUUAGUUAUAUACAGGACUAUGUGAGCAGGUUGGAUUUUAGAAAACAGUAAUGUUGUUAUAACUAUUGUAGAACUUAUUCGAUAGAACUAAACUCUUUGUUGUUGUAUUGUCUGUCACGAUAUUAUG
This is a messenger RNA of Magallana angulata, 1075 nucleotides long. RefSeq lists its product as uncharacterized. NCBI's taxonomy places the organism in Eukaryota, Metazoa, Mollusca, Bivalvia, Ostreida, Ostreidae. The transcript has 3 exons. The coding region runs from base 496 to 999 and encodes 167 amino acids. The record is from RefSeq and is a predicted model, not a curated record.